This is a messenger RNA of Osmia bicornis bicornis, 4745 nucleotides long. RefSeq names its product WD repeat-containing protein 19 (gene Oseg6). Gene Ontology annotation, biological process: intraciliary retrograde transport; cilium assembly. Gene Ontology annotation, cellular component: cilium; intraciliary transport particle A. Lineage: Eukaryota; Metazoa; Arthropoda; Insecta; Hymenoptera; Megachilidae. The transcript is spliced from 19 exons. The record is from RefSeq and is a predicted model, not a curated record. Gene Ontology annotation, molecular function: protein binding. Bases 381 to 4493 code for a protein of 1370 amino acids.
CCCCAUAGUAGAUACUUAACACACAUGUACCCCUAUUUUUAUUUAAAUUUUUAAACAACUAUUUGUUCUUUAAGCUCGAAAAUAACAUUUGAGAUGAAAGUAACAUAGAUGCAGUUAAUAAAACACUAUGAGCUGACUACAGUCCUAUAUCUAUCAUACCAAUUAUCGCUAAUCCAUAGCAACAAUGUCGAAAACAAUGUAAAAUUGAUCGAGCGCUUGUAAGAUAUAAACAACAUGGCGAGUCAAAGUGAUAUAAUGUUAUGGGUAAAAAAUAUAAGCUAGUAAAUCAAUGCUAUAACUAUGCUACCUUAUAAUAUUUCUAUAUGUGAUUAGGCUAUCAGCCUUUUCUAUUCUGUUGUUAAAAAAAUUCUUUUCAAAAAAUGUCGUCAGAAAAGGUUCUUUAUCAGCUGUAUCAACCUCAUGGUCCUGGUACUGUUUUUAUUUCAUGGCGUCCUGGAAACAGUACUCAUUUAGCAACUACUGGAUAUGAUUCCUCAGUUGCUAUAUUUGACAGGCAAGGUGACUUAAAAGAACGUAUUCAAAUUGGUGGUUUAUGUGCUGGUUUUGGAUGGGAUUCUGAUGGAGAUUUAUUAGCUAUCACAUCACAAAAUUCUUCUACUAUCACAUUAUGGGAUGCGACAACUGGAAAGAAAUCACAAAUAGAUGCUGGUGUAAGAGAUGGGUUAACAUGUAUGAUGUGGGCAAAAAGAACUUGCUUGUUAGCAGUAGGAACACAGAAAGGAAAUUUAGUACUUUAUGACCACAUUAAUGCUAAACGAAUACCAAUUUUGGGAAAGCAUAAAAAGAAGAUAAUUUGUGGUACUUGGUCUUAUGAAGGGCUUCUUGCCUUAGUCAGUGAAGACAAAGUUUUAACUAUUAGCACUAGUGAUGGAGAUACUCGCCGUGAAAUACCACUACAAGGUGAUGCUUCUGACAUUCAGUUUAAUGAAAUGAAAAUGGACCACAGAAUUGGGGGUGAAAAUACUGUAUCUCUUAUUAUCAGUAAGACUACUUUGUUCUUGUAUAAUGUUUUGGACCCAGAAAAUCCUAUUGAACUAGCUUUUCAAAAACGUUAUGGUCCAAUUGUUACUUACAAAUGGUAUGGAGAUGGGUACAUUUUAGUUGGUUUUGAAACUGGAUAUUUUACUGCAAUUUCGACACAUAUUAAAGAAGUUGGCCAAGAGUUGUUUCAAAUUAAAAAUCACAAAGAUUCAUUAACUGAUUUAGCAAUCAGUGAAGUAAUGGGGAAAGUUGCUACAUGCGGGGAUAAUACUAUAAAGAUACAUAAUCUACAAAGUUUAGAAGAGACUGAAAAAUUAAUUACAAUAAGUGGUGAAACUGGAAUCAGUAAAGUAGAAUGGUCAACAGAUGGAACAAUGGUAGCAGCUGUUACAUACAGUGGCAGUGUUUUAGUAUAUUUGAUACAAAUUCCAAAACUAGUUAGUGUUUGUGGAAAUAGAAUUGCAUUACUCACUAGUUUAACAGAAGUAGCAGUUUAUCUUUAUACUUUAGAUAAAGAGAAACCAGAACCAAUAAUAAUUAACACUAUAAUAGAACCGUCGGUAUUAGCAAUAGGUCCCAUGCAUGCAGCAGUAGGUCUAAAUAACAGAGCACUGUUUUGGGACGUAUCUGAAACUCAUUAUAAUAAUGUGGUACACUUUGAAAGAGAUUACUUGGCAACAAUCGAUAGCAUACGAUUAAACGAAACUUAUGUGUCUGUUUUGUUUGAUGGAAAAUUACAGUUGCACUCGAUUAAAGUAGAUCAGCAACUAACAAAGGAAGGGAAAGAUACAAAGAUAUUUCCAGAUUUAAGUUCUUCAGAUUUUAGAAUAACGUGCCAUGCUCUUAGUACCGACUUCUUAGUUUACGGUAGUGAUAUGGGUCACAUAAUUUUCUUUUGCCUAGAAGUUUUUAAUCAGUGUUUGGAAUACGUACAUAAUAAUAGCAUAACGGAAAUCUACUUAGAUGCGAAUGGAACGCAAUUAUGUUUUAUAGAUAGUAAACUUGACGCUUAUCUAUAUAAUCCUAUGCAAGAAACUAUUUUACAAAUUCCCGAUUGUCCAGACUGUAUUCAAGGCAUAAUUUGGGAUCAAAAUAUUUUGGAGCGUAAUAUAUUCGCUGCGUACAAUAAGAGUUCCAUUACUAUGUACAUAUUUGUAAAAUACUUUAUUGAAGGUACAAAAAUGAUAAAAAUAGAUACUAUGAAACUACCGUCUGAUACAUUACCAUUGUUAAUGUACUCUGGAGAACUAACGCUAAGUUCAUCAAGCAAUAAGUUAGUUCAAAUUACAUUGUCUUCUCACGAAGAUAUAGGAAACAUCGUGGAACCUAGAAAAAUGGAAAAAAUUUUAGAAACACAAAUUCUGUGUAGAAGAUUUCAGCAAGCAUGGAAUACUUGUGAAAAAAUUAAUCAAAAAGAAUCGUGGGUGAUGCUAGGAGAAAGUGCAAUUGCAAACUUGAACAUCAAAUUCGCAAUUCGUGUAUAUCGAUAUCUUGAAGAUGCUGCAAUGGUAUGGGCAUUACAAAACAUGCAAAAUAUAGAUGAAUUAUCAUUAUUAUGUGGCCACGCAUGUGUCUUACUUGGUGAAUACAACCAAGCAGAAAAAUUUUUUUUACAAUCAUCAGAACCAGUAGAAGCAUUAUAUUUAAGAAGGGAUUUAAUGCAGUGGGAGCAAGCAUUAAAUUUGGCACAAAAGUUGAAAGCUGAUGAAAUUCCUUAUAUUGCUAGAGAAUAUGCUCAACAGCUUGAAUUCACGGGUAAUUACCCGAAAGCUUUGACAAAUUAUGAACGAGGAUUAGUAAUUUCAAAUACUUCACCUAACAUAACUACACAUAAUCCGCAUCAUAGAAAUUUAUGUCUUGCUGGAGUUGCAAGAAUGUCAAUUAGAUGCGGUGACAGCAGAAGAGGUGUAAGCAUAGCUAUGGAUAAUGAAAGUUCAAGGCAACUACGAAAAGAAUGUGCAGAAAUAUUGGAGUUAAUGAAACAAUUUAAUGAAGCUGCAUUACUGUACGAGAAAGCUGAAUAUUUUGAUAAAGCAGCAUCCGCGUAUAUAAAACUAAAGAACUGGCAAAAAGUCGGGCAACUUUUGCCACAAAUAUCAUCCGCUAAGAUUAAUGUACAGUAUGCGAAAGCCAAAGAAGCGGAAGGCAAAUAUGAUGAGGCAGCAAAAGCAUACGAGACUGCAAAGGAUUAUGAAAACAUAAUUAGGAUUAAUUUGGAACAUCUAAACAAUCCUGCACGAAGCGUUGAAGUGGUACAACAAACUAAGAGUAUAGAAGGAGCUAAAAUGGUUGCAAAAUAUUUUCAAAAAAUGAAUGACUAUAAUUCAGCGAUUAAAUUUUUGAUUUUAUCGAAUUGUCAUGAUGAAGCGUUCCAAUUAGCUAAUCAACACGGGAAGAUGGAAUUGUAUGGAGAAAUUCUGAUAAAUACAAUCGACGAUAGCAAUGAACGAAAAGAAGAUUUCAAAAGUCUCGCGAUGUAUUUCGAGACCCAAAAGAAUAAUCUUUUAGCGGGAAAAUAUUAUUUUCAUGCUAAGGAAUAUCAGAGGGCAUUAAGGCAUUUAUUGAAAGCUGCACAGUUAAUAACUGAUGAGAAUGAAGUUCUCAGUUUAGCCAUUGAUACAGUUGCUUCUUCAAAAGAUGACAAAUUAGCAAAUCAGCUAAUAGACUUUUUACUAGGAGGAGAUGGAUUGCCGAAGGAUCCAAAAUACUUGUUUCGAUUGUACAUGGCUAGAAAACAGUACAAAGAAGCUGCGAAAACAGCAAUUAUAAUUGCAAAUGAAGAACAAGUUAAUGGAAAUUAUAGAAAUGCACACGACGUUUUGUUUAGCAUGUAUCAAGAAUUAAAAAGGAACAAAAUUAAUAUACCUUCAGAAAUGCAAAAUAAUUUAAGGCUCUUGCAUUCGUAUAUUCUCGUUAGACUUCACGUAAAAAAGAGUGAUCAUCUACGUGGUGCUCGGAUGCUAAUAAGAGUGGCUAAUAAUAUAUCAAAAUUUCCAUCGCACAUCGUUCCAAUCUUAACGUCUACUGUAAUUGAAUGUCAACGAGCUGGAUUAAAAUAUGCUGCGUUCAAUUUUGCUGCUAUGUUAAUGCGUCCAGAAUAUCGAAAUCAAAUUGACGCUAAGUACAGUAAAAAAAUUGAAGCAAUUGUACGGAAACCACCGAAAUCAAAAGAUAAUGAAGCCGAAGAUGAACCAUUGACUCCGUGUCCUUACUGUAAAAGUAAACUUCCAGAAACAGAAGUUACCUGUGAUAAGUGCAAAAAUACGAUACCUUUUUGUAUAGCUACAGGACGACAUAUCGUAGAAGACGAUUUUACCGCCUGUCCACAAUGCGAUUUUCCUGCUAUAAGAAGUGAACUUUCAAGGAUCGUCGAAUCUGAACAAACUUGUCCAAUGUGUUCAGAGAAGGUAGAUGUUAACAUGAUUCCAUCCAAUCUUAAUAUCCGUCCAUAUCUUGAUCUUCAGGAAGAAAAAUCUUCAACGAAAGUUUAACCGAAUUAAUUACCUUUUUCUUUUUAUUUUUCUAUUUUAGUUCAAAUUUUACUCAAUAUAAGUAAAUGUUGAACUUUUUUUAUGAAGUGGCGCCGUCUGAUAUCAGUACAACAUAAUCAAGUACAAGUAGUUUAUCACAUUAUUUCGUAAACUAUUUAUGAAUGUUAUACUUAAAUUAGGUAAUGCUAGUGAAUAGAAACAUCAACAAUGUGUAGAUAUUGCCUUCAGUAAACUAGUCUCAAUUUUAAUUGA